AUGGCUAUGACAUCCUCCAUGACCCGCUCGCGACGAGCUGAAGGUCUCCUCCACCCCUCGCAUCCCAACAUCCAUCGCACCCAGCCGCUCGCGACGGCAAAGACGCAGAACCAGCCGACCUUUUCCCCCAAUUCCCACCGCCAAAAGCGACAGCUCGAUCAUUCCGAAGGCGACUUCUCCCUCGUUGUGCACAAGAAGGCCAGGAUCGCUGUCGAGAUAUCAUCGAGUUCGUCUCUGCAUCCAAAGAGCGCGAAAGCGGCCACCGACGCGAAAGCAAGCCUCCCCCAGGCUGCGCCCGCCAAAACCCCCAAGCCCAAACCCGCUGCAGACGCGGGCCCCAAUCCCCCGAAACCGUCACGCGCGCCCCCUCCUCCCGCCGUCGCCACGGCCACGGCCACCACGCCCGUUGCAAAUGGUGCUGCCCGGGGCAAACAGCCGCCGGCUUUCCCAAAACACAAGGCGAAGGUGGUCAAUGGGCUCAAGCAUGAGCUGGACAGGCUGCAGCCGCAGCCGAUAGAAACGAAGGAGCAGGGUCGUAAGCUACGGUCGCAAGAGGCAAGCCGCUUCAAGAGCGAGCUCUCAGCCUACUUUCUGGACUAUGACGAGGUCAUUGGAAACGAUCCCAAGGAACAACAUUUGCUCAACCUCGACACACCUCUUGUAAUCGCCGAGUCGUCACCCUCGCAACCCCACAAUUCGGCACCACUUGCGACGGCGCAGGGCUCCUUGCAACCCCGCGCACGCGACACGUACCCGGUGCGGAACUUUGGCGAUGCCCUCUUCACCAAACUGGAAGAUGCCCAAAUAAUCGACAUGGGGUUCCUACCCGAGGCGAGCCGGAACCCGACGAAUACGGUAGAGGACCCGCUGCCAGACUUGGCGUACGAGCCUGCGCAUAAGAAGGCCGAGCGUCUCGAGCGCUCAAUCCGCAACUCGGAGAAAGGACGGGCUCAGCACGAGAAGGACCAGAUCAUCCGGCUGCUGGAUGGCCUGCAGGGGCCAGAUUGGCUGCGCGUGAUGGGAGUUAGCGGCAUCACGGAGAGCCGCAAGAAGACGUUUGAGCCGGCCCGUGCGCACUUCAUCCAUGGCUGCCAGACCAUCCUGGAUAAGUUCCGGCGGUGGGCUGCCGAGGAGAAGCGCCGCAAGCUGGCCAAGGAGCGCGCUGUCGCAGAGGCCGAGGCUGCUGCCACGGCCGCAGCAGCCGCCGCGGCCGAGAACGAAGCCGAAGUCGACGAAGAGAUUGGCGACAGUGAGGCCGAGGUGGUAGAAGAGGAGAUCGCAGACAGCGACGUCGAGAUGGUCGAUGCCGAGGACGGCGACACGGACCAAGACGUCGAACCUCCCGACUUUAGCGACAUCGACGCCUCGGUGGCUAAGCAGCUCCAGGAGGAAGCCGAGGCUGCCGAGGCCAAGAAGUCAACAACAGCGACGACGAGGCGAACUAGAUGGAAAGCGCCGCCGCCGCCGCCUCCGCCCUCGCACUCGCGCCAGCAGCAGCAGCAGCAGCAGCAACAGCAGCAGCAGCGUGUAGAGCAGCCCGAGACGCAAGCCGAGUUCAAGUCCUUCUUCAAGAAGAAGUACCAGCGAGACGCGGCGCUCAGCAAGAGCCGGCGCUCGGGCCGCACCGUCCUGGCGUGGGGCCACCCGGUGCCGGACAUGGACGCGGCCGAGUUUGAGCUGCCGGUCGAGUACCUGGACCAAGAUACCCUUCGAACACGGGCCAGGAAGAAGCGGCUAGACCGGCGGGCGAAGCAUUGA
This is a messenger RNA of Lasiosphaeria miniovina, 1758 nucleotides long. Its product is annotated as something about silencing, SAS, complex subunit 4-domain-containing protein. Gene Ontology annotation, molecular function: histone acetyltransferase activity. The record is from RefSeq and is a predicted model, not a curated record. The transcript is spliced from 3 exons. Gene Ontology annotation, cellular component: SAS acetyltransferase complex. The coding region runs from base 1 to 1758 and encodes 585 amino acids. NCBI's taxonomy places the organism in Eukaryota, Fungi, Ascomycota, Sordariomycetes, Sordariales, Lasiosphaeriaceae.